GUCACCUUCUCCCAGCCAAUGAAAGGCCGCAUUUUUCAGAGCUUAGCCGUGAUAAUGAACAAUGUAAAUGUGUACAGGGGUUUUCCUUCUACUAAUCAUGCGGAUACUCAGAGAAUAGAGACGACUUCAAUCAAAACCAUCCCACCAGAUGACUGUGACCGACGGGUGGUGGUAGGACUGUCAGGUGUAGCAGGCUUGUGCCGUCUAAAUAGCGGGACAUAUUUCGCUGCUUAAGGAGUUGAAGGCAUGUCGUGCUCACAAACGACUGAUCCCACAGUAAAGACAUGCUGUAAACGAUAUAUCGCAGUGCGGGAAACGGUGUUGCCAUGAAGGGUCCCAGCUCCAAAUGGGCCUUCUCCAUGGGCUUCUUAGUGGGGGCCUGCAGUGUCUACGUCUUCCUGCACCAGGUGUGGUUUGAAAGGAGCUACCCUGUGCUGUCAGAGGCUCAGGAAAAAGCCACAGCGGCUGUGGAGAGACCAACCAGCUGGAGAAAGGAGGGAGCCGCUCUUAUCAACCUGCUCCACCCUCACCAUGCAGAUGAGGACAGCUGGGUGGCAGAUGUGCUGUACCAGAAGGUGCGUGUUCUCUGCUGGGUGAUGACAGGACCAUACAACCUACAGAGCAGGGCCCAUCAUGUCAGGGCCACCUGGAGUCGGCACUGUAAUGUGGUGGUGUUCAUGAGCUCAGUGGAGGACCCAGACUUUCCCACUGUGGGCUUGGGCACUAAGGAGGGCCGUGACCAGCUCUACUGGAAGACCAUCCGAGCCUUCCAUUAUGUCUACGAACACUAUGUCAAUGAAGCAGACUGGUUCUUAAAGGCAGAUGAUGACACCUAUGUUGUGGUGGACAACCUGCGCUGGAUUCUGUCCAACCACACCCCAAAAGAACCCAUCUAUUUUGGUAAACGCUUCAAGCCUUACACCAAGCAAGGCUACAUGAGUGGAGGGGCAGGCUAUGUGCUUAGUAAAGAGGCACUCAAGAGAUUUGUGGAAGGUUUUCGGACAAAAGUUUGCACACACACGACCCCUGUAGAGGACCUAGCCCUGGGACAGUGCUUGGAGAAGAUGGGCGUCAUGGCAGGGGACUCCAGAGAUACUUUGCAUCGAGAAACUUUCCACCCAUUUGUGCCAGAGCACCAUCUAACUGGCAAGUUCUCCAAGAGCUUCUGGUACUGGAGCUAUUGUUACUACCCAAUUGUUGAGGGUCCACAGUGCUGCUCUGACCUGGCGGUAUCAUUCCAUUACGUGGAAGCAGAGCUGAUGUACACAUUAGAGUACUACACCUACCACCUGAGGGCAUAUGGCUACACGCCACGCUACCAGCCCCCCCUGCAUCAGGGACUGAGCUUUGGCCCUCUCUCACAGACCACUGUGAUGGUGGGAAUUAAAGAAGCUCAAGAGGUAACAGAUGGAAGGAGUCUCACAUCUACUGCCUUUGCUUUCAGUGGGAACCAAAGCAAAACGGAGAUGAAGUCACACACAGGGGAGCGAGACCAUCUCAACUCAGUCGUCACUGAGAACGGGACUGUAGUCACACAUGACAGACACCACUGAUUCUGUGUUUUAUAUGGGGUUCAAUGUGAUAAGCUGGCACAACUGUUCCUGAGAAGUGUUAUUACCCUGUGUGUCGUGUUGGCUAACCAGCGUUCUCUUCUGACAGUUUCAGACACAGCCAGCUGUAAGCACUCAACGUAGUGGUUACAAUGUGAAUUUAAUUUAGUGGCAGCUGUGAAUGGUUAUUUUUAACCAAGAUAAACACUUGGUUUAGCUUGAUUAAGUUUGCCAUCAUCAGUGUUUAAGUUUAUGACAUUACACAGUCACAGGGGCAGUACAGUGGCGCAGUGGUUAGUGCUGUUGCCUCACAGCAAGCAGGUUCUGGGUUCUGCAUGUUCUCCCUGUGCUUGCGUGGGUUCUCUCCGACUGCUCCGGCCCAUAGGAGUGCUUGUGUGCGUGGUUGUUCGUCUGUGUGUUGGUCCUGUGAUGGGCUGGCAACCUGUCCAGGGUGUACCCUGCCUCUCGCCCGCA
This is a messenger RNA of Monopterus albus (swamp eel), 2024 nucleotides long. It is a transcript of the gene c1galt1la, whose product is annotated as core 1 synthase, glycoprotein-N-acetylgalactosamine 3-beta-galactosyltransferase 1, like a. Lineage: Eukaryota; Metazoa; Chordata; Actinopteri; Synbranchiformes; Synbranchidae. Gene Ontology annotation, cellular component: membrane. The coding region runs from base 327 to 1553 and encodes 408 amino acids. Gene Ontology annotation, molecular function: N-acetylgalactosaminide beta-1,3-galactosyltransferase activity. The transcript has 4 exons. The record is from RefSeq and is a predicted model, not a curated record.